Molecule: messenger RNA, 951 nt
Organism: Mus caroli (Ryukyu mouse)
Lineage: Eukaryota; Metazoa; Chordata; Mammalia; Rodentia; Muridae
Product: olfactory receptor 8K3-like
Biological process (GO): G protein-coupled receptor signaling pathway
Cellular component (GO): membrane
Molecular function (GO): G protein-coupled receptor activity; olfactory receptor activity
Source: RefSeq, a predicted model, not a curated record
AUGGAGAACCACAACCUCACAAUGGUGACUGAAUUCAUCCUCAUGGGCAUCACUUCCCGCCCUGAACUGCAGGCCCCAUUGUUUGGACUGUUCCUCAUCAUCUAUCUGAUCUCUCUGAUUGACAACUUGGGCAUGAUCAUCCUUACCGUGGUGGACUCCAGACUACAAACACCCAUGUACUUUUUUCUCAGACACCUCUCUACUACAGACCUUGGUUAUACAACAGCUGUGGGACCAAAAAUGUUAACAAAUUUUAUUGUAGAUCAAAAUACAAUAUCAUUUCAUCUUUGUGCAAUCCAGUUGUCUUUCUUUAGUAUGUUCAUUGCUUGUGAAAUUUAUAUUCUGUCUGCAAUGUCCUAUGACCGCUAUGUGGCUAUCUGUAAGCCUCUGUUCUAUAUGGUCAUCAUGUCAAAAAGACUAUGCUGGUUGCUUGUAGUAAUCCCUUAUGUUUACUGUACAAUUGUGGCUCUUUUAAUCACAAUUAAGAUUUUCACUUUGUCUUUCUGUGGCUCCAAUGUCAUCAGUCAUUUCUACUGUGACAGUCUUCCUUUGUUAUCUUUGGUCUGCUCAAAUACACAAGAAAUUGAGGUAAUAUUGUUGUACUUAUCAGCUUUUAAUUUGAUUUCCUCUCUUCUGCUUGUUCUUGUGUCCUAUCUACUCAUUCUCAUAGCUAUUCUCAGGAUGAAUUCUGCUGAGGGCAGGCGCAAGGCUUUCUCUACCUGUGGGUCCCACCUGACAAUGGUCACUGUCUUUUAUGGGACUUUGAUAUUUAUGUAUAUGCAGCCCAAAUCCAGUCAUUCCUUUGAUACUGAUAAAGUGGCUUCAAUAUUUUAUACCAUGGUUAUCCCCAUGUUGAAUCCCUUGAUCUACAGCUUGCGGAAUAAAGAUGUAAAAGAUGCUCUCCAUAGGACAUGGAAAAAAAUACAUGGUUUUCUUUUGAAAUUGACAUAG